Molecule: messenger RNA, 417 nt
Organism: Ictidomys tridecemlineatus (thirteen-lined ground squirrel)
Lineage: Eukaryota; Metazoa; Chordata; Mammalia; Rodentia; Sciuridae
Cellular component (GO): keratin filament
Source: RefSeq, a predicted model, not a curated record
AUGGCCCACUCCAGCUGCUCCUCUUGCUGCAAACCUACCUGUUGCAGAACCACCUGCUGCAGGACCAGCUGCUGGAAACCAGCCUGUGUCACCAGCUGCUGCCAGCCCUGCUGUCCCUCAACUUGCUGUGAAACCACCUGCUGCAGGACCACCUGCUGCAAACCAGCCUGUGAUAUCAGCUGCUGCAGCACACCCUGCUGUGAGCCCAGAUGCUGUGAGCCUUGCUACUGCCCCAGCUACUGCCUCACUCCCUGCUGCCAACCCUGCUGCUACCAGCCUUGCUGUCCCCCAGCUUGCUGUGAAACCACCUGCCACAGGACCACCUGCUGCAAAUCAACCUGUGAGCCCAACUGCUGUGAGCCUUGCUGCUGCCCCAGUUGCUACAUCAUUCCCCGCUGCCAGCCCUGCUCCUCAUGA